AGGCCUUAUGCAAACUUAUGGAACAUCGUCGUUGCGAAGUUAAAGCCUUUAGAAAAGAAACGUGGACACACUUGAUAGACAUGCUAAAUCUCCGAGAUGAAAUUACCAACUUUGAUGAAAUGUACGAAAAGGAACAGGCAGAUGACGACAGAAGUAGAAAAAAAGAAGAUGAACUUUUAAACCAAGAUCUUGAGCACAUAUUUUGCCAUCACGUAUAUGACUGCAUGUUUUACAUGGGCUUGAAAGACGUCCAUUCUUCAUCUCAGGAGACCUCUGACAUCUCACAUCUGGUUUAUCGUGUAAAUAGAGACCAGGCUGAGAAGAUGCAAUACAAAGAGCAUUUUGGAAAAAAUCUGACGGAAAAUCUUGAAAAGACAUACGACGGAAAGAGCAUGCUUGUUAAAAUCUACACAAGUAGAUCUCCAAGUCCUGCGGACAAAAACAAGUUGCUCAAGUUUCUUAAAGAAAAGAGGCUAGCUGAGGCAACUAUAUAUAUAGCGAAUAUAUAUGGAAUCCGGCGAAACUCCUACAAAACAGAACCACACUACGAGGAUGUCUCAGAAGAAACGAGUACCAAAAACUCUGAUGGUCUUAGAGAACUUAUGGACCAUAGACGCUGUAAACUAAAGGCUUUUAAUGAAGAUACAUGGGAAGACUUAAUGUACAAUUUAAAUAUCGAGGACGAAAAAAACUUUUCUCAAAAGUACAGGGAAAAACAUGGCGGUUGCCAUAUAAGUAGAAAAAGAGAAGAUAUGAAAAUUAAAGACGAUCUUGAGUGCAUUUAUAAAGAUGAAAAGUGA
Messenger RNA from Saccostrea cuccullata (small rock oyster), 800 nucleotides. RefSeq lists its product as uncharacterized. Gene Ontology annotation, molecular function: hydrolase activity, acting on carbon-nitrogen (but not peptide) bonds, in cyclic amidines; zinc ion binding. The record is from RefSeq and is a predicted model, not a curated record. The transcript has 2 exons. NCBI's taxonomy places the organism in Eukaryota, Metazoa, Mollusca, Bivalvia, Ostreida, Ostreidae. The coding region runs from base 18 to 800 and encodes 260 amino acids.